This is a messenger RNA of Microsporum canis CBS 113480, 4419 nucleotides long. RefSeq names its product multidrug resistance-associated protein 1 transporter. The record is from RefSeq and is a predicted model, not a curated record. Bases 1 to 4419 code for a protein of 1472 amino acids. Gene Ontology annotation, biological process: transmembrane transport. Gene Ontology annotation, molecular function: ABC-type transporter activity; ATP hydrolysis activity; ATP binding. The transcript has 13 exons. NCBI's taxonomy places the organism in Eukaryota, Fungi, Ascomycota, Eurotiomycetes, Onygenales, Arthrodermataceae. Gene Ontology annotation, cellular component: membrane.
AUGCAGUACUAUGUAGGCGCCGAAGGGGUUAUCCACAACAUCAACAAUUUGGCUCAGCCUCCCAGCUUUGAGCUUGACUCUUCGGGAGAUCUCCCCUGGCGCUCUCUUUCAAAUCGACAGACGAAACAUGGGCCUCUGCCUGCGAUCCUUUCCGAUUUCAAGAUGUGUUCCAUUAUUGUUGAGAACGUGUUUGGCCCUGCGGUGGCGUCUCAAUGUCUCGAUGGUUUCGAUUUUACGCUCCUGUUCGAGGAGUGUUUUUUCUCCAUCGGAGUCUGCAGCCUAUUCUUGCUGUCCCUGCCGGUGCAGUUGGCUCGUCUAUCUAAGGAGCCGAGACGACCAUCAGCAGGCCCUAUUCUCUAUUCGAAAUUGGUGGUCGCAGCCGCUUCUCUAACCGCAGUAACCUCCAUUUCAGUUGUCAUUCUUUCAUAUUGGCAGCAUUAUCGGUCUCCUCGGCCUUCAACCAUACUGGCAAUCUUUUUAGGGCUUUCUCUGCCGCUAGAUAUCGUCCGUUCUCGAACUAUAUGGGCGGUACAACCCUCCGUAUAUUUUGCUGUGUUUGUAGCUGGAAUCGCGUCAGACCUUGUCAAGUUUGUACUUGAGGCUCUCGAGAGGGGGAAAUGCGCCCCAGAUACCCCAGGAUUUCUCUCCGCAGAGACUACGGCUAAUGUGUUCAACCGAAACGUCUUUUGGUGGCUUAAUCCGUUGUUGCUCCAGGGGUUCCGGGAAGCCUUGGAAACCAGGAAGCUUAGCGCCAUUGACUGUCGCCUGAACAGUGAUGGCGGAACAGAUUCAUUCUCAGCCAAAUGGAGCGCUGCCAGGGUCAAGUCUCCGUCCACCUUGGUCCAUUUACUGAUAAUUCACCAUAAAUGGGCCAUUGUCGCUGCAAUCUUGCCUCGAUUAUGUCUAACCGGACUUACUUUCACUCAACCAUUUCUCCUAGCUAGAAUUGUGAGGUAUAUCACUGAAACGGACGGCAAACUAACUAAUUACUAUGGCUAUGGCCUCAUUGUGGCAACUUUACUCAUUUAUACCGGGCUCGCUGUAACCACGACCAAUAACCAACAUAAGACAUACCGGCUUAUUACUAUGCUGCGUAGCAGCCUUGUUCCACUUGUUUAUAGCCAGACCUUGGGCCUGGAAACUUCUGCCGUGCGUGACUCAGCGGCACUUACUCUGAUGAGUGUGGAUAUUGAACGUAUCAGCUCAGGACUACGGUAUUUGCACGAGAUAUGGGCCAGCCCGAUUGACAUCGCGCUUGCUCUUUGGCUUUUGCAGCAGCAGCUCGGUAUCGCAGCCGUCGCUCCUGCGGGUAUCUUUCUUAUUUGCACCGUUUCCGGCCUUUUUGUAGCUGCCACAAUGGGAGCGCGUCAAAGAUUGUGGCUUGAAGCGAUCCAGAAUAGAGUACAAGCAACAUCAGAAAUGCUGAAGAACAUGAAGGAGAUCCGGUUAGGCGGGUUGCAGGGCCAUGUGGCCAAAAAGCUACAGAAAUUAAGAUCAGAAGAAAUAUCUGAGUCUCGCCCGUUCAAGAAGGCAUUGGUUAUAGUCGUGACGCUAUCUUUUACCACAGCGGCAUCCGGGCCAUUGCUGGCGUUCGCCAUGUAUACACUCCUAGCCUUGAGAAACGGGUCCCCAGCAUUAAAUUAUGAAAAGGCAUACACCUCGCUGACCCUAUUGGCGCUUUUGCAGGCUCCUAUGGCCCUUGUUUUAGACGCUAUUGCCGGAGUCGUCUCUGCAUUUGGGGCCAUAGAACGCAUAGGUGAAUAUGUAUCGCGUCCCACAACCCAUACAAAAAAGAUAGCUGGCGAUGGAAUAAACCGACUAUCCAUGCCACCAAUGCCUAAAACAUGUGAAGAGAAAGAGAAGCUGGCAGUUGUUCAUGCCCGAGAUUUCAGUGCCGGCUGGGAUGUGAAUCAGACUUUUGUUAUCCGGAACCUCAAUUUUAAGAUCCUAUCUUCCAGUAUCACUUUCAUCGUGGGGCCUGUGGCAUGUGGAAAAACUACGUUACUACAUUCCAUACUCGGCGAGGUAAAAUAUAACGACGGAACCCUCCAAGUAUCAGCUACGAGGGCUGGAUAUUGCUGUCAGACGCCUUGGAUUACCAAUGAUACUAUCCAACACAAUAUUAUAGGCACCAACCUAUUUGUGCAGUCCUGGUAUGAGCGGGUGGUGGAUGCCUGUGUGCUGCGAGAUGAGCUCGAAAGCUUUCCAUGCGGGGACCAAGCGGUAGUUGGGAAUAAUGGGACGGCUUUGAGCGGUGGCCAAAAAGCCCGAUUGGGAAUUGCACGAGCAAUAUACACUCGCGAAAAUCUCUUGCUUCUAGACGACGUCUUUAGCGGUUUGGAUGCCAAAACUGAGGAGCUAAUUUUCCACAAUUUAUUCGGUGCGCACGGCAUUUUAGUGGAUGAAAAUAUGACUGUGAUCCUAGCCACAAAUUCCGCGAAUCGACUUACCUACGCGGAUAAUGUUAUAUAUCUGGAUGCUAAUGGGCAACAAGUGGACAAAGCCAAUUUCAAUCAAAACGAACUAUUAGCCAAGGAGGCCACAGCGAUGCCCACAGGGAACCCUAGCUCAGAGGCACAAUCUAGGGAAAUACCAGCAGGAGCUACACUAGCGCCGCCGGGUGUCAGUCUCUUAGCAAAAAACUCCAAGAAUGAUAGCAGACGGAUAGGUGACAUGACUGUCUAUAAGUAUUAUAUACAAACUGUUCACUAUCUGAAUGCGGUUUUCUUCGCUGCUAUAUGUCUGAUUUUUGUCCUCGGGCUAACUCUACCAAAAUACACCAUUUCCCACAUCGCACUAUAUCUAGGAGCUUAUGCUGGACUUUCUGGAAUGGCAAUUGUUUCGCUGGCUGUAGCCGCUUGGUAUCUGACAGAACAUAUGCUCCCGAGAGCUUCCAAAAAAUUCCACAAAGACCUACUCGAUACGGUCUUGAAUGCACCUCUCCUAUUUUUCUUAAAGACUGAUAUAGGAACUACAGUUAACCGAUUUGCACAGGAUUUACAAUUGGCGGAUAUGGAACUACCGCUGGCCCUUUUCAAUACAACUAUAGAGUUCAUGAUGUGUCUAGUGCGACUCAUCAUCAUUGCAGUUGCGUCAAAAUACGUUGGCGCUGCUAUACCCGCGUUAUUGGUUGUCUUCUACCUCAUUCAGAAAUUUUACCUGCGCACCGCUAGGCAACUCCGGCUACUGGAUAUUGAGGCCAAAGCUCCCCUAUUUUCGAAAUUCCUUGAAACUUUAUCGGGGCUGGUCACAAUCCGGGCAUUUGGCUGGCAGAGCGAGUUUGAACAGCAUAAUCGCCAAGUGCUUGAAGAAUCACAAAAACCCUUUUAUCUUCUAUUCUGUGUCCAACGCUGGCUUAACCUAGUUCUUGACCUCGUGGUAGCAUUUAUUGCCGUCAUCGUGGUCUCGAUUUCCGUGCGAACAAAGGGAAAAGUUGACGCUGGCUCUAUUGGCAUCGCUCUGGUAAACAUUGUUCAGUUCAGUGUUACGAUAAAGAGCUUGUUGUCUAACUGGACUCAGCUUGAGAUUUCAAUCGGUGCUGUUUCCCGCAUUCGCUCGUUUUCAACUGAUACUUUAUUAGGCAAACUUGCCGGACAAUACCAUGAGCCAGAGAAUGAGGCAACCAAACAUAUUUUAUCAUCUACUUGGCCGGAACGGGGUGUCAUUGAAUUCAGGGCUGUUACUGCUCAAUAUGAAAUUAAUUCUAUUCCGGUAAUCAAGAAUUUGAAUCUAUCGAUCCGCCAGGGAGAGAAAAUUGCCUUGUGUGGAAAAAGUGGAAGCGGAAAAUCUUCUAUUAUAUCUGCGUUAUUCCGAAUCCUACACCUAUCCGAGGGAAGUAUAACCAUCGAUGGCGUCGAUAUCUCAGCCAUUCCUCAGGAAACCCUAUAUACCCGCCUUGUAUGCGUCAGUCAGACGCCGUACCUCAUCCCAGGCACGAUUCGUGAGAACAUCGACCCUUUUGGGGUUGCCGAUGAUAGUCAAGUGAACCAGGUUCUAAAAGAUGUUAUGCUCUGGGACGUGGCGAUGGCGCGAGGGGGUAUUGAGGCUCGGCUCUCAGAUGAGUUACUCAGUGUUGGUCAGAAGCAGCUUAUUUGUCUUGCUCGGGCAAUGAUACGUCCAGGGUCCAUUCUAAUCCUUGAUGAGGUCACCGCGAGCGUUGAUCUGGGCACGAAUAAGCUGAUGCAAAGCAUCAUUCGAGAUCACUUUGCAACAAGGACCACUAUUACAAUUGCACAUCAGAUAUUCACGAUCCUCGACGCCGACCGCGUAGCAGUCAUCUCCAAUGGGGAAAUAGUGGAGCAAGGUCGGCCAGCAGACUUACUCGCAAAGGAACCCCCAGGACCCUUUCGCAACUUAGCUGAGGCAAGUACUAUGAGUCUACGGGUGCCAACGAACCAUCAAGCUGCCGCAGCCUGUUAA